Molecule: messenger RNA, 1098 nt
Organism: Aspergillus saccharolyticus JOP 1030-1
Lineage: Eukaryota; Fungi; Ascomycota; Eurotiomycetes; Eurotiales; Aspergillaceae
Product: SH3 domain-containing protein
Exons: 4
Coding region: 61-813 (250 amino acids)
Biological process (GO): protein transport to vacuole involved in ubiquitin-dependent protein catabolic process via the multivesicular body sorting pathway
Cellular component (GO): ESCRT-0 complex
Molecular function (GO): protein binding
Source: RefSeq, a predicted model, not a curated record
AUUCUUCCCGGUUCAUAUCCGUUGCUUUAUCUUACUUGUCUUUGCUCCACACAGUUCGUCAUGGCAUCCCAAGGCGAUCUGUUCUCGGCUGUGACCAACCGGUCGCUCCGCAACGUCCGAUCAGAGCUCGAAUUCCUGGUAGACUCAUCGGUCAUUACUCGUGCACAACUCUCCUCAAUCUUAUCGCAACUUCCGAAAGAGAACGAGCGCAGUAGAUCAUCGGUGCCUCCUCAGCAACCACCCGUCCAGCAGCCAGUGGCACCGCUGCCCAUUCGAACACAACCGUCUCCUGCCCCCUAUGCUCCCCCCACCAACCAAUUUGCCAAUGCCUCGUUGAACGAAAAGGCGCCCUACCAAGCGCAGCCUCCCCCGCAGCCAUACGCCAGCCCGGCCGUCCCGCCUCCUGCUUAUCCCCAGGCCCCGCCCGUGCUGUCUAUCGCUUCGGCUCUAUAUGCGUACACUCCAACGGAUCCCGGCGAUUUGGCUCUGCAGCCCCACGAUCGUAUCCAGGUCCUGGAACACAUGAACGCCGAUUGGUGGCGUGGUCGUAACGAGCGCACCAACCUCGAGGGUAUCUUCCCCCGCAGCUAUGUCAAUGUGGUUGACGAGAAAGCCGUCUCGUCUCCUCCCCCUACGAACUACGGAAACAUGCCGCUUGAAGUGAGCCAGAGUGGCUCCACGCCUGACGGUGACCCUGCUAAGAAGGGCAAGUUCGAGGAACAGGGCAAGAAGUUCGGCAAGAAGCUGGGUAACGCUGCUGUCUUCGGUGCCGGUGCAACCAUCGGUUCGAACAUCGUGAACAGCAUUUUUUAAAGUGUUAUUCGCGCAGUUGGCGACUUUGAGAAAGUAUACGAAAACAUUGGCGGAUUAUCCUCGUGUGACUUGUGUUCUUCAAUUCAGUUUGCUCAUGGAAUUGGCGUUGGUGGUUGUUUUUUGAGUCAUAUUUCUAAUUCUCUGUGAAUCUCUUGAUUCGCGAUGCGAGUUAGUGAGUCCUGUUGGAAUAGCACUUGACAGGUUCUCCGAAGCCGUAAUUAUGUGUGAUCAAACCGAGGAAUACCGAGAGCAGUGAUCGUAGACCAGCUCUAAUUGAUGCUUUUC